AGGCGUUGAUAUUACGCUCCUACGCUUCGUCCUCUUGGGGGCUAAAACCUUCGCAUUCGAAAUUAAAGUCGAGUAGAAACUCUUCGAUUCGGAGAGUCUGAGGUAAGGGAUUUAUGGGCAAUUGAAAACACAAGACAAGAGCUCGUCUCUAUCGCUCCCAGAGAAGAAGCCAGACGAUCGAUAUCUUGUGUGAUUGCUUCUUUUUUAUCAGUGAAUCACCAAUUGAGUGAAUGGGAAUAGUUUUGGAACCUCGUUGUCCCAGAAGCGUCGAUGGGAUUAGCAUUGACCCUGAGCCUAAUUGGAAUUUCGAAAGCUUAGUCUCUGAAAUCGAGUCUGUUGAAAAGAAGCUCAAUUCCUUUUCAAGCUUUCCCCAGCAAUUCACCAACACAACCUUACGGAUGGGAAGGAGUGGUGGUGGAAGAGGAUUUGUAAUGCGUGUAUUAGAAGAUGAGAUGGAGAGUGAUGAAGAUGAAGAGAGUGAUGAAGAAGAAGAAGAAGAAGAUCAUAGUCAAAUCUGUACAAAGGGGAAACGUUUCGCUUGUGAUGAGCUAUACUUGAGUGAUGAAUCUGAUGAUGAGUUUGACUGUGAACCUGAGUCCUUUUUGAUGAGUAAGAUGGGUCUGGCUGAGAAUGCUCUAUAUGAGGUGAUCAACGACCACCAAACCGAAGUUAAGGAAGAUAUUAGGAAUCAAGUGUCAGUUGUUGAAACGAAAAUACUGAACGAGAUUGAAACAUCUCGCUCUGCGUUAGCCCGGGUUGAAAAGUACAGCGAAACUAGAAAAGAAGUUGAACGGAAACUUGAUCUCCAAUAUGAGCGAAAAGUUGCUGAAGCACUUGAUAACCAUAUGACUGCAGUCCAGCGUGAACAUCAAAUUAAAUCGCAAAUAGAAGAAAGAAAAUUAAGGAGCGAGGAAGCUCAGGAGGAGGCCAGGAGGAGAGAAAGGGCACUUAAAGAAGAGAAAAUACGUCAAGAAAAAGCUCGUGCAGAGGCUGAAAUGCUAGCAAAAACCAGAGCUGAAGAAGCAAAGAAAGAAGCUGAGAGAAAGGCAUCCAAAGAAGCAGCUGAAAAAGAAGUAGCAGAUCGCAAAGCUGCUGAACAAAAACUUGCGGAAGAGAAGGCUGUGACAGAGAGAGCUAGUGUUGCUGGUAGUCCAGCUACAUCGAAUGCUCAAGCUGGGGGUAUAUCAAUCCAAGCUGCAGAAAGUGCUUUGACAUUGGAGAAGCAUAGAUUGAAGAAGCUCGAAGAAUUAGAAGCAAUGAACCAGUCGCUAAAGUCGCGUUCAAAUGAGGACUUUAGCAGCUUUGAAAAGCAUAUUGUGAGGGUGAUAAAGCAAAUAAGGGGGACAAAGGAGAAUGUAAGUACGAAAAGCAUUGAAAUUGUCAAAAUAUUAAAGGACGCUCGCUGUCCAGUGUCCAUCAGUAUUGCAACUUUUGCGAAGAAGAUGGUCUCCGCUAAAGACCCUUUUGCAGGCGGCUACGUCAUUGUUUACGUCACCUCGCAGUUUCCACAAGCUAUGGAUAUUCUUCUUGCUGAAUUCCACAAAGCUUGCAUUUACACAGUCCCGAAACACAUUGUUAACUCACAGUCAGCUUGGGACUCAGACGCAUAUCAACACCUAGAUUCCGUAAUGAGACUUUACGGUGCACUUGUCCAGACCGAUAUUCGCGGCGGAAAUGCUACUAACAUUCAUGGGAUUGAACAAGGAUGGGCUUGGCUUGCCCGGUUCCUUAACAAAAUCUCAGCCAACAACAGAGUUACCGCAACAGCUUUAAAUGCAUUUCUCCAGACGGCAGGGUUUGGUCUUCAUCAGAGGUACAAAUCACAGUUCUUGAAAGUAUUGAACGUUGUAAGAGAGCAUUUCUUGCCGAAAUUGAGAGCGAAAAAGGAUACGUCGGAUCUACAAGCGAUCAUACUCGAUAUCACGACGUACAUAGAUGAUCGGAUGUAUCUUAAGGAACCUGAAGGAAGGGCUCUGAAGACUAAUAUUUUGUCGGCGGAGAUUACUGCUGAAGUAGAUCAGCAGAGCCACAAUCAACAUUACCAGAGCCACAAUCAACAUUACCAGAGGAAUUAUUACAGAGACUAUUAGUGAUUGAUGUAUCUUUUUCGUCAAAUAGAAACCCAUCUCAAUUUUC
Molecule: messenger RNA, 2136 nt
Organism: Eutrema salsugineum
Lineage: Eukaryota; Viridiplantae; Streptophyta; Magnoliopsida; Brassicales; Brassicaceae
Product: protein GLE1
Exons: 15
Coding region: 231-2090 (619 amino acids)
Biological process (GO): regulation of translational initiation; regulation of translational termination; poly(A)+ mRNA export from nucleus
Cellular component (GO): nuclear pore cytoplasmic filaments; nuclear pore; cytoplasm
Molecular function (GO): inositol hexakisphosphate binding; phospholipid binding; translation initiation factor binding
Source: RefSeq, a predicted model, not a curated record